AUCUAAUAUGACUUUAACAACUAACGAAUCAAGAAAAACUUGCGUUGUUUCUGACUAGUAUCCGUAAAUAUCGAAAAGGAAAAGCAGAAAUGCCAAAUGCAGCAUUUCGAAUACGGAACUUUGUUUCCUUUUCCGACUCUAAUGUGUUUCUGUGAACUGCUGUUUGCCUUCGGCUCUUCAUUCAAAUUUUCGCCUUUGAUCGUCGUCAGACAGAAUGAAUGUUCGCUACUUCCGCAAUCCCUCAUAAAGAGCAUUGACGGAAGUUGUCUUUAAGAAUAGAGGAACUAUGGCUACAGCAGCGAGCCCGAGUCUAAUGAAGUCAGCAGAUCUGAUCAAGAAAGAGCCUUUGGAUUAUGGAGGGUUUGGGGAAGUUUACCUGUGUUACCACAAAACACUAGGCCAGGUGGUGCUGAAGACCGUCUACACCGGACCACCGCGCAAUGGCCGGCAGAAGCAGUCUCUCCUGGAUGAAGGGAGUCUGAUGAGCAGGUUAAACCAUCAGCGGGUGGUCAAGCUGCUGGGUGUUAUUCUGGAGGAUGGAGACUAUUCUUUAGUCAUGGAGCUCAUUCCUAAAGGAAACCUGCUCACCAUGCUGGAGACGGUGCAAGUUCCAAUAUCUGUGAAAGGAAGGAUCAUUCUGGAAAUCUUGGAGGGAAUGGUUUAUCUCAUGGAGAAUCAAGUCAUUCACAAAGAUCUGAAGCCGGAGAACAUCCUGGUGGACAAGAAUUUCCACAUAAAAAUUGCAGAUCUCGGUCUGGCCACGUCUCAGAUGUGGAGUAAGCUGACGAAAGAGGAAUCUCGCAGACAGAGUCAUAUGGGCAGGAAGUCGUGUGCACGUGCGGCCGGCACUCUGUGCUACAUGGCUCCUGAGCACCUGAAGAGCAUCAACACCCGCUCCACCGAGAAAUCUGACGUCUACAGCUUCGCCAUUGUCGUCUGGGUCAUCCUCACCGGCCGUGAGCCCUAUGAGAAUGCCAGAAGUGAAGAUCAGAUCUGCCACUGUGUGUGUCAGGGUGAACGUCCCGAUGAAGCGCUGAUCCCACGAGACACUCCUCAAGAAAUCAUAGAGCUCAUGAGAACAUGCUGGAAUGAAGACCCUCAGCAGCGCCCCACCUUUAAAGAUAGCUAUGGAAAGUUUUUGCCUUUUUACCAGGAGAAGCUUGCAGCAAAUGUAAAAGCAGAUUUGGAAGGUCUGAUGAGAUUGUAUGAGGGCCCAGAGGAGCUGGUAGAAAAGCUGAAGUCCCUCAGCACAGACUCUCUUCUCACUCCUGAAGAGCCUUCGCUGUUUUCCAGAGACUCUCCAGCACCUUUAAGGAGCUCAGACGUCGGUCCGGUGGAGGCCAGCAUUGAAGACCUCAGCUUCAGAACCCCCGAAGAGUCUCUCCUGGAGGUAGACGCCGCGCCUCCCAGCUCUCCACACCUGGAGCUGAAGCUGGCGCAAGAGUACAACUACCACAAAUACGGCAGUCGUAUAGUGGACCAGCCGGACGUCAGCGUUUAUAAUCCGCUCCCGCAGCAGCCGGCCAGCAGCAGGUGGCCUGGAGAUGCUUCUUCAACUGUGUCUUCUGUGAAGUCUUGGACUAAACCUGCCGCGCACUCAAGCCCAGAGGAGGAGCUCCAUCCGAGAACCGCAAGUUCGUUUGACGGUUUGCACAGGCCAGAGUUGGCGAGUCAGCUGUCAGUGCCAUAUUCUGACUACGACAGACUUCGUCCGCCUUACGAUCGCUUCAAGUCCUGUCCAGAUGGAUCUCAGACAGCAGAAUCUUUCAUGCUGGAUUCAUACCCCGGCCUACGGUUCUCACCCGUAUGUCCUCCAUCGGACUCGGGUACAGGGUGGCCUGUGACCAUCUCGAAUGCCAGUGCGAUUCAGAUCGGGAGUUACAACACAAUGAAUUUGCGAGUCUCUGAUAACAGCUCUUUAAGCUCGUUAUCCACUGGAUCCAUCAACAGAAUCAGAUAUAAUGAGCUUCUGCAGAAGUAUGAGGAGCACACGGUCACUGAGAAUCAACUGGAGGUCCUGCGUCAGAACGUGGGUGGAAACUGGAAGCAGGUGGCCCGUAAACUGGGGCUGACCGACAUAGACGUGGACACCAUCGAGCAUGACUACGACCGCGACGGCUUGGCAGAGAAGGUGCACCAGACGCUGGAGCGCUGGAAGAUGAAGGAGGGUCUGCUGGGCAUCACCGUGGGUAAACUGUGCCGUGCGCUGGAGGGCUGCAUCAAACCCAACGUCCUCCUGCAGCUGCUACUGAAGUGUCAAGACACUGCUGGAGUGCCUUGAAACGUUACCUUUUAUUUGUGUCAUAAUUACGUUAGUAUCUUCUUCGCUGGAGGUUAUCAGAUUGGGUAAAGGGGCAUUUAUACCUUCAUCAAACAGUGAAACAUUACAAAGACGUGCAGUGUUUUUGACAGCCUAACAUUCAUCACUGUUUUAUGGUGCUGGAUGUUACCACAUAAUGAUUGCAAUUUUGUGAACUAAUCGUAGCACAAAACAUCUUUCUGCCAUGUGAUGUGGGAGGGCAUUUACGUGACACUAUUUGCAACAAAAAUGGGAAACUGCUUAUGCGUUUUGAUUGAUCAUUUAUAUGAAAACAUUAUUUUGGGUGCCUGUAUUGUCAUUAUUGUGUACACUCCAGACACACAAAUUGAAAACGGUGAACAUGCAUAUCACCUGUUCAUGUAGUGUUUCUUUACAAAGUGAUAUCGCCAUCUGCUGGCCUGGAAUGCAUAAUAGUGUUUUUGGUCAUUUUUGGGGAUCGUACUGACAACUUUUUGACAACUUUUCUAAAAUGCAAAAGAAAAACUUUUAUCAAGUUCCUCCGAAGUGCCUUUUUCCUGAACUUGAUCAACUGAAUUAGUCUUUAUAUUUCAGAAUCAUUUGUCAUGAUUGUUAGAUGCUUUAUUAAUUUGUUUUCCUGUUUAGAGAUUUUUUAAAAAUUAAAUACUGGUGUGUAGAUCAGUGACAGAAGUUUACACAUCUGUGUGGGUUUUCUCUGGGCGCUCCGGUUUCCUCACAAUCCAGAGACAUACAGUUUAAGUGGCCUGGAUAUGCUGAAUUGGCCAUAAGAGUGAAUGUGUGUGUGUGCCUGGUAUUCCUUAUGUUAUGGGGACCAAGUGUUCCCACAAGUAAAUAUUGUCCUUUUGGGGACAUAUUUUAGUUCACAUGAGGAAAACAGCUUAUAAAUCAAACAGAAUGAAGCGUUUGAAAAUCUCAAAGUGCCUGUAGUUUUGUGUGAGGGGUAGGUUUAGGGGUAGGGGACAGAAAAUACAGUUUUUACGCCUAUGAAAUGAACCCAUAGUGAUAGGAAUGCCAAUGUGUGUUUCAGUGGUUUCAAUGGUUUGCAAAUCCAAUGUGUGGAUAAUUCUGUGGUGAUGAAAUGAGAUGAUGAUCAAGAUCAGUGACAAACCAAAGGAAAAAAAAAUAACCGAAAGUGUCUUUUAUUUGACAACAAACAGUGCACUUUGGCAUUGACUAAUCCAUUGGUAACAAUGGAUGCAUAGCUUUAUUGAAAUAUACAUGGAUGUUUAAGAACCUUAAAAAGUUUUGGAAUCUUUCCAUUGCACAAAAGUUUCCUUAUAGUGAAUUGUAAGCUUCUUCAGAUUAUUACAGUUCUUCACACCUUAAAAAAAAUAGUGGUUCUCUUAAGAACUGAUCACUAAAACGUUCUUUAAAGAGUCCAGAAUGGUUCUUCUAUGGCAAAAACCCUGUUGGAAGCAAAAGAUAUUUUCUCAUUUGAUGUUUUGAUGAUGAUGAUGACAGUGAUGAUGAUGUUGGAGAGAGUGUCUAACAUGUUGGUCCAAAAUUUUGAGAUCUGGUGACUGUGAUCUGUAUAAAUGGGUCACUUGUUAUCCUGGAAGAUGACAAUCCCAUUGACAGAAAUGUUUUGUCAGUGCUUCAUCAAUCAGCUUUAUAUUGGUUUGCAGGAUCCCAAACCAUGUCUGCAGAAUGCUUCUCAAUGCGUAGCAGCCACAGGAUGUGCCCCUGGAUUUUCUUUUCAUUUGUCACCCAUCUGUAUAUCUCAAAUGUUUUUAAUAUCACGUCAAUCCAACUUUUUUUAUUAAAACUACUUUUU
Molecule: messenger RNA, 4073 nt
Organism: Labeo rohita (rohu)
Lineage: Eukaryota; Metazoa; Chordata; Actinopteri; Cypriniformes; Cyprinidae
Gene: ripk1l
Product: receptor (TNFRSF)-interacting serine-threonine kinase 1, like
Exons: 11
Coding region: 287-2281 (664 amino acids)
Biological process (GO): signal transduction; protein phosphorylation
Molecular function (GO): protein binding; JUN kinase kinase kinase activity; ATP binding
Source: RefSeq, a predicted model, not a curated record